Molecule: messenger RNA, 846 nt
Organism: Phymastichus coffea
Lineage: Eukaryota; Metazoa; Arthropoda; Insecta; Hymenoptera; Eulophidae
Product: variable charge X-linked protein 3B-like
Exons: 5
Coding region: 1-846 (281 amino acids)
Source: RefSeq, a predicted model, not a curated record
AUGAAGACACUGGAAGAUCAAUCGAUUAGUAUUAUUAAUUAUUAUUUGAGGAAAAAGUUAACUGUUAUAAAUACUCAGCUUCAGCAAGCAGUAUUCAUUCCAAUCAGACCUAAAGAAGAUAGAAGAUCUCUAGAAGAACAUGAAGUUCCCACUGCCGAGGUGGAGAUCGAAGAGCCCGAAGUAGACCAGGUGGAAAUCGACGAGCCCGAAGUAGACAAGGCGGAGAUCGAAGAGCCCGAAGUCGAUGAGGUGGAGAUCGAAGAGCCCGAAGUAGACGAGGUGGAGAUCGAAGAGCCCGAAGUAGACCAGGUGGAGAUCGAAGUGCCCGAAGUAGACCUGGUGGAGAUCGAAAAGCCCAAAGUAGACGAGGUGGAAAUCGAAGAGCCCGAAGUAGACAAGGCGGAGAUCGAAAAGCCCAAAGUAGACCAGGUGGAAAUCGAAGAGCCCGAAGUAGACAAGGCGGAGAUCGAAAAGCCCAAAGUAGACCAGGUGGAAAUCGACGAGCCCGAAGUAGACAAGGCGGAGAUCGAAAAGCCCAAAGUAGACCAGGUGGAAAUCGAAAAGCCCGAAGUAGACAAGGCGGAGAUCGAAAAGCCCAAAGUAGACCAGGUGAAGAGCGAAGACCCUAAAGUAGACAAGGUGGAGAUCGAAAAGCCCAAAAGAAAUGAGAUGGAAGUACGCAACCCGCUAUCCGCAUCCUCUGAUAUCGACAUAAAAAAAAAGACGAGCAAGAAGGCUUCAAAGCGUUCCGGCAAGAAAGCCACCAACAACAGUAAGAAACGUAGGAAGAAAGCCAAGAAAAGAGUCAGGGUUCACAGGAGACGUCGCGUUAGUCGCAAGGGUUGA